This is a messenger RNA of Dermacentor andersoni, 3079 nucleotides long. Its product is annotated as sulfotransferase 1E1-like. Gene Ontology annotation, molecular function: sulfotransferase activity. The record is from RefSeq and is a predicted model, not a curated record. Lineage: Eukaryota; Metazoa; Arthropoda; Arachnida; Ixodida; Ixodidae.
CCCAACACAGAUGCGUGGCUGCCGAGACUUGUGAAUAAUCCAACGAGCACCUUGUAUACGUUGCGGGACGCCCGAAGAGGUCCGACGGGCAUCAUCGUAAUUGCGCGUGAAAAACGAUACAAUUAAGAUAUGAUUCAAGUGAAUCAUAAACAUGAAAUGAGACAGAAUAGACACAUGCAAUAAACAUUUAUUCAUCCAAUCACUUGAACAAUCAUGUACGUCGACCUUGUCUUCUUUAGCGUCGCCACUGAGUCGACACUUUCCUUUUCUGUCCGUGUUUCUUGCGCUGCUGUUCGACUUACACUUACCAUUAUAGGAUCAUCUUUCGUCCUAAACCGAGUCUCUACGGCACGUUCUUACGUUGUCGCUUUCGCGCAGGUCGAAAGCGCCGCGGUGAUGGGCCACUCUCUGGACAAAAUGCAGAGCCCGCAGUACCUGGACGUGGACGGCGUGUUGGUACCGCGCUCCUUCUCGCGCGACAACGUGCUGUACGCGACGCAAAUGCGGCCCGAUAAUGGCGACGUGGUGAUAGCGGGCUACCCCAACAGCGGCACCAAGACCGUGGCCAUCGUGUUGCACCUGCUCACCCACGGGGCUCGACAAGCACAGGGCGCGGCGGCGGGAAUGCCACUCUCCCUGCAGCUGCCGCCCGCGAACACGGCUGCCUCUGCGGCAGCCUCUGCGGCAGCCACGACGGCGGCCCACCGCGUCGUGAACGCGUCCCUCAUCGAGUGGAAGGGCAAGGAGGUCGAGUUGACGAAGCCGCCGAGACUGCUGUGCACGCACCUGCCCUACACCAAGCUCAACAUCAACCGGCAAGCCAAGUACAUCUACAUGCUGCGCAACCCGAAAGACUGCUGCGCGUGCGCCUACGACGACGCGGUGACGUUCCCGCAGGACUACGACUUCGGCGAAGGCCGCUUCAACGACUUCCUCGACCUGUUCCUGCAGGGCUCCGUGCACGGAAACGACUACUUCCGGCACGUGUUCUCGUGGUGGGCGCACCGUCACGAGCCGCACGUGAUGUUCGUCGUCUUCGAGGAUCUGCGCAUGGAGUCUCGCGCCCACGUCGCGCGCGUGCUCAACUUCGUCGGCUGGCGCGACGCUAUCGACAACAGCCGCAACGUGGCGCUCAUGCAGGAGGUGCUCGAGCACAUCGCCAGUGGACCCGAGCACACCCGCAUCAUGGAGGUCAAGAUGGCAUCGGCUCCCGUGCCGUCUUCCGCUUCACCCGACCGGGCGUCGGCACGCGUGACGACAGCUGGCUACUGGAAGAACUACUUCACGUCCGGCCAGUCCAAGCGCAUGGACCUCGUCUUCCAGGAGCGAACCAAGGGCACCGACAUUGCCCGUCUGUGGAACGAAUACAACGUUUUUCCCAUUUAGUUUCGACGUCCAGCCUUAUCGAGACUUCUAUUGCCGAGCUUGCUUUUUGAGAAUAUAUGAGCCACGAUUGCGCGAACGAGUGCCCCCCAUUCCACGUGAUAUGAUCAAUCGCACAUAACGUACGUGGGCUAGUUCUCAUUGUCCCUGGUGAAUCUUUCGUGCAUCGGACGCGGGCGUGACGAUGACGUCAGGAAUGAGUGUCGGUCAUGCGAAAAAUGAAAAUAAUCGGUAAUGUUUGGAUGCGUACGUCUGCUAAGCUUGAGAAUUGCAACUGUUGCUAUGUAGCAACGCCUACAAUCGUUAAACUGUAGAAAUUUUUUGAAUAUGGAAAGAAAACCUUCGCGGUCCGUAGACAAUGCAGCCGUGAACAUGCGAGCCGAAUUGGGUUCCGCUGCAUGUAGCAUUGCUCGCUUUCUCCUAUGGCUUUGGAGGCCCGUGUCUAUAUUGCCGCUGUCAAUGACGUCGUGGCCAGCGCGGCAUUUCAUGGACGCCAGCCAUCGGGUAUUCAUGACUAUCAAUUAGUCCCGAGCGAAAGAUCGCCACACGCAUUGAGGCUCCUCCAAUCUCUCAGACACUAGCGCAGUUAUCACGUCCCGCCCAGCCUGUCACCGCAGCUUUUUCGAUCUCAGGCACCAUGCAGAGCCAGGCGCCAACCAUGAAACGUCGACCAUCUAUGUACGGCGGAUAGAAGGAGCGUGGGAUGGGCAGGGCACUGUUAUAUAUCGGCGCUGCCCCAACUGCGAGAUCACGUUGAGUAAUCAACGUAUCAACUUAUGAAUAUUCGUGGAGUUUGAACAACCUUUUGAAACGCUCAACUACAUCAUGUCUCACACUUGUGAUUCAAAGCACAAACUACACGGCCUUAGAAAAUUUAUGCCUCGCACGCCCCGCUGGAAGUGAAGAAAAAGGUGCCUACGAAGGCACAGGUGUCGCAGGAACACACAAUGAAAGCCGUCUAUCAAAGACGCCCAUUCCUUUCCAGAGCAGAUUCUUUGGUGUGUCAACUGUGCUCUGGAAGAGCGUGUUGUGCUUGCGGCGCGAUUGCUCACCUGUGAAGUUCUUCCUCUGACCAAUCGUGCCCUCCCUAACGAAGAACUUCCUCUUGGACAUGACCGAGGUGUAUCCGCGCGCCUUGAGCUUCAUGAAGAGGUUGUUGGUCAAACGCAACAGGGACUGCAGCUUGUACUAAUCUUUGAUAAAAUCGUUGGCGACACCGCCCAAGAACUUAGCGAUGAUCUGCAUGUGCUCCUUGGGCUCCUUCUUCAUAGUCUCGUAGGCAAGGAACAGUAUGGUUGGCUGGUUCUUGUAGCUCCACCAGGGCAGCAGGGGAUCGAAGUAGUCGUUGUACUCCGUCUCGCCGCGGAUGAAGCACUCGAAGACGUCCUCGAAUAUCCCGUUAUAUGGGAUCGAUAAUCCUCUGGGUACGCCUUCAUGAUAUGGUAGAUGGACACUCAACAGUGCUUGACGUUUCGGGCGAUGUAGAUGUACUUUGCCGCCUGGUUGUUGGCGAUGCCAUUGAACGGCACGUGCGUCUUGAUGAUGCGCGGAGCCCGGUAUGAGUCGACCUGAAGAUCAAGCAGGACCAAAUCACAUGCUGCGCGGUACACCCCUAUACGAUCAAUAUAUUUUCUAUAUUACCCUGUUCUUCCACCGCUCAAUUUGAACAGGCUGAAAGCAAACACUUCAUUGCAAG